AGAAGAGGUAAUCAAUUCCAAUAUUUACUGCGUACUAAUUAAUUGAAGUGAAAAAUCAAUCAAAACAUUCAUUUUACGGAAUCAACACGGAUCUGCUGAACGUCGAAAUGCGCGUUCGAGAUUUGGCUUUAUUCUGUUCUGUUUUUAUUAUUGUUAACGCAGGAAAGCCAAAAGAAAAUUUCGAUGCAGACUAUUACUUCAGUUCUUCGCUAAGAUCGACGGAGACGUGUGACCAUUUAUCCAAAAUGUAUUGUCAUCUUGAAUGUAAUAACAAAAAUGGAGUGUGUAUUGAUGGCAAAUGUUACUGCUUUUCCAUUAGAGAAGCUAACGCUGAAAGAUCCUCCAUAACAAAUAACUACGAGAACUCUCAAGAAUCGCUGCAAUACGCUCUACGCCCCACGGUCCGUCACCACAUAGCACAUUUCUGCCCAAACCUCGAGAUUGCCAGAUCCUGCAUACGAAAAUGUAUGGUAGAAGGGAAGCCGGCCUUUUGCGGCAAAGACCACGUCUGUUAUUGCGGACAUAAGUACAAAAAUACCGAUAUUAAUCACAAGAUCGAUGCUCAGAACGUUUACAAUCAGUUUAAGGAUCUGUACACUAAAUAUUUUGGACCUAAUGUCAAUGGUAAUAAGGGACAUGGAGAAAAUAUCGAUGCAAUUGAGAUAUAAAAUUAAAGUAUUUAACAUCUAAAACG
This is a messenger RNA of Colias croceus (clouded yellow), 694 nucleotides long. RefSeq lists its product as uncharacterized. Lineage: Eukaryota; Metazoa; Arthropoda; Insecta; Lepidoptera; Pieridae. The transcript has 3 exons. The record is from RefSeq and is a predicted model, not a curated record. The coding region runs from base 108 to 668 and encodes 186 amino acids.